Molecule: messenger RNA, 3126 nt
Organism: Cavenderia fasciculata
Lineage: Eukaryota; Evosea; Eumycetozoa; Acytosteliales; Cavenderiaceae
Gene: gxcBB
Product: pleckstrin domain-containing protein
Exons: 4
Coding region: 1-3126 (1041 amino acids)
Molecular function (GO): protein binding; guanyl-nucleotide exchange factor activity
Source: RefSeq, a predicted model, not a curated record
AUGUCCACCACAACAACAAAUGAAACCAUAAGCAAUGGUAAUGCUGCUAAUGGUACCAAUAAUAAUAAUAAUAAUAAUAAUGCAAGAUCAACAUUAAAGGCAGGAGCAGCUAAUUUUACGCAAAGCUGUUUGGCAUUCCUUCAACGUAGUUUGACCAUACGAAAAUGGAUAGAGACUGUGUUGGGCGAGACAAUCGAUGAAAAAGAGACAUUGUUUGAGGCGAUACGCGACGGUGUCUUGCUGUGUCGAGUGAUGAUGACUGUUCGUGCAGACUCUAUUCCCAAGAUACACACUGGAACCAAACUCAACUUUAAGAUUAGAGAGAACCUACUCUUCUUUUUACAGGCACUCGAAGAUGUCGGUGUUUCGCGGUACUAUAUCUUCCAAGUGACCGAUCUCAUCGACCGCAAGAACGAUAUCAAGGUGCUCGAGUCACUCGAAGUGUUUGGUGACCUUGUCGGCGAGAUUGACAAGAGCAAGGCCAUCCAACAACUACCAGAAGACCACGCAAUCCCAUUUAGCGAUGCUGAAUUGACCGAAGCCGAAAAGGUACUCAAGAAACUAAACAUCUCACAGUUGAAACGUCAACCAUGUACCAAGGCACUCCAACCAUCUUUAAACAACAACAACAACGGUCUUUCAAAUAGUACCAACAACGCCAACAAACAUCGUUCACUAACUACCUCUGCCUCUGCCACCAACAAAUUCAUUACACCAUCUUCACAACCAAGACCAAGACCUUCUUUAUCUCCUGCUCAAAUUAUUCAAAAAGCAAAACCAUUUGAAAAGAGAUGGAUUAGAAUUCAAGCAUUGGUAAGAGGACUUUUACAACGUAAACAAUUCCAUCGUCGUGUUAGAAAUGCAGCCUAUCGACACAAUAUUGUAAAAGAAAUACUUUCAACCGAAGAAAUCUAUGUAAAGAAUUUGGCACAUCUUUCAAAAAACUACUUUGAACCAAUCCAAGAAAACGCAGCAAAAUUAAAUAUCAAACACGAGCAUCUUAAACAAAUGUUUUCAAACAUUGAAGUCAUCAAAAACUACAACAACAAGUUCCUUGAAGACCUUAAACCAAUCAUUGAAAACUGGUCUCAUUUCCAAAAAAUUGGUCACAUUUUUAGUCAAUUUAUUCUAUUAUUAAAAGUUUAUACUCAAUACGUUAAAGAAUAUACACAAUCUUAUGAAAUACUCAACAACAAUAGAAAGAAUAAUUCGAAAUUUGAAUCAUUUAUCGCUGAAAAGGAAGCAAUCGAUGGAAAAUCAAUCAAUGAUUAUUUGAUUUUACCUGUACAAAGAAUUCCAAGAUAUACUUUAUUAUUGGCUGAUUUGGUUAAAAAUACAUGGAAAGAUCACAAAGAUUAUAAUGAUUUGACAGAAUCUUUAAAGACAAUGCAAGAGGUUGCAACCUAUGUCAAUGAAAAAAAACGUGAAGCUGAAAACAUUCAAAAGGUGACUGAAAUCCAAAACAACUUUGUUGGCAAGUUUGAGAAUUUGGCAGAACCACAUCGUCGUUUUGUGUAUGAAGGUAAUCUCCAUGUUAUCAGUCCCAAUGGAAAGGAGUCACCUCGAAUCAUAUACCUCUUUAACGAUGUCCUUGUAGGUACCAAACCAACUACUAGUGGUCUCGUCAAAAGAAAGGACCAUCUUAAAGUAAAAGAAUCGAUUCGUAUGAAUCUUGUAACAAUACGUACCAAACAAACUAUUCAACAACAGCAACAACAACAACAACAACAACAAACUAAACCAACCGAUUCACCAUUAUCUAAUAGUCAAGAUAAAUCUACCACUCCUACUACCACAACCACGACCACUCCAACAACUACUACUUCUACACCAACUAAUAACUUUGUAACAGCCAAACCAACAGUUUCAACAAGCGCCAAACCUCCUGCUUCAGGUGCAACACCACCAUAUAACAAGCCAGCACCACCAAAACCACCUCCACGUUCAGCUAGCAAUACGGGUGUAGUCAUUCCAGGUGGCAGUCAACCUCCAUCUCCAUCGGGAGCAAGCAAUUUUAAACCAGCCAAUCACAACUCUUCUGCACAAACUCAACAAUACUUGAGACAAUCGGCGCCACCAUCUACCACCAGUUCUUCGCAUCCACCAUUGACCUCAUCGGAUCCAGGUCAAAGAAAUCGUACAUCUACCAACUCUCCAGCUGGUAUUGCUCCAUUACCAAAACCACGUACCAUCACUACUUCCAACAAUACACCACCUCUAUCGUCAACUACGCCAACAAACAACAACAAUACUAACAACUCUCAACAACAAACUGUAACACCACCACCACCACAAUCAACGAGCGACUCAACACCUUCAACAUCAACAUCAUCAACAUCAACCAAUGAUAUGAUCAUUGAACUAUGUGAUUCAUUUGGCACAUGUAUUUUAAAGAUUCUAUGUAAUAGUGUCAAGGAAAAGGAUUGUUGGGUUAAUGAAUUCAAAAAGGUAAAGGAGGAUUUGGAAAAUAGAAAGAUUGUAAAUGAAGAAGCAAUGAAAAGAUCACAAGAGCGUGCAGGUAUUGCAAAGGCUGCUCUUAGUCAACAAUAUGCCACCCUUCGAAUCAAGGGUCGUCUCUAUGGACAGUCAGACAUCAAGUCGGCACUAGAAGAUGGUAGUGAUUCUCCUGCUGGAUCGUCAUCGCCUUCUACUGGAUCUUCUUCACCAAAUGGUGUUGGUGCUGCCACUACAGGUGACCGUGACUUUUCCAUUCUCAGAAGACAAACCAUGCGUCGUUCACAGGUGGGUGCUGGAGCCGAUAGUCCUCUCUCACAAUCACCAUCUUCCACUCCGACCUCGAUUGGCUCUGUAUCACCCAAAAACAGCAAAGAGGAUCUAACUGACAACAGUGGCGAUGACAACUCGACCAAAUCAAAGUCUCGUUGGUUUGCAUCACUUCGUAGCAAAAAGAAGAAACCAUCCUCUUCUACUCUUAUCCAGGAUGCCUUUUCACAACCUUUAGAUCCAUUGUCAUUAUCAACAAAUGGCAAUGGUAACAACAAAUCGGCAGAUGAUCAUGAAGAACAUCACAAUAAUACCACUGUAAUUGUAAAAGAGGAUGAAAAUAAUAAUAUUAAUACUAAUAACCAGCCAACCACCACUACUGUUGUUGUAAAAGAAAAAUAA